UGGUGGGGCGCUCAUGUCAAACUCGAAGCGUCACGUCAGCUGUUUUCUGGUUAUGUGCGAGGUGUAGAGGUAGACAGGAAGUCAGCUGUUGUGUGUUUGAACUAAGAACUCGUCGACUAUGUCGGAAGCUGAAGCGACGACGUCCACCACAGACUCCAUGGAACCCGAGAAGAACACCGAAGAUUGUCUCGAGCCGGAGGCGAAACGUCGCAAAACCGCAGCCAUACAGGACGAAAAGAAGUACAGGCUCGAGGAGAGGCUGGGAGGAAUUCUCUGCUGCGCAGUUUGCCUCGACCUGCCCAAAGCCGCAGUUUACCAGUGCAGCAAUGGUCACUUGAUGUGUGCCGGAUGUUUCACACACGUCCUCGCCGAUGCCCGUUUGCGUGAUGAAACGUCGACAUGUCCAACUUGCCGCGUGGAAAUCAGCAAGACUUCGGCCACGAGAAAUUUGGCUGUUGAGAACGCCGUCUCGGAACUACCGUCUGAAUGUCAGUUCUGCAACAAGCAGUUCCCUAGGAAUUCCUUGGAAAAGCACGAAGACGAGGAAUGCGAGGACAGAAUUUCAGGUUGCAAGUACCACAGGAUCGGGUGUCCAUGGAGAGGACCUGUCCACGAAAGGGCUCAACAUGAAAAAGAAUGCGGACAUCCUCACAAAUCGGGGGCAGAAGUUAUGGAAGCUUUAGAGAUACUCGACCAGCAGUUGAUUGAAGAAAGGAAACUCUACAAGACAAUAUUUGAGUUGUUGGGUUACGAUAAAAUUACCUUUAACGAUAUUCAGUUGAAACCAUAUCGUACCGACGAUUUUGUCCAUCGAUUAUUUUAUGAAUCAUCGCGAUUUGCGACCUUCAAUAAUCAGUGGGUAGUCAAAGCGAAAAUUAGUGAUAAUCAGAAGGACCCCACACAAAGCUCAGAAAGAGAUAUGACUUUUCAGUUAAUCCUGAAAUCAAAAACAUCUACCCCAUUGAGUUUAAGUUACAUAGUCCUACGAGGUCCCGUUGGGGACGUUAAAAUAAAUCCCCGAGUCUACAAUUUCGACUUCACAGAACAAGAAACUGAAACUCCCUAUGAACAUUUUCCCCUACCAGAUACAGCUGAAUGUAAUCGUUUAUUAGCAGCAAAAACAAUUAAUUUCAGGUUAAUCAUGUUUUUGGCCUCAAAAUAAGUUAUUUUUGCAUCGUCGCACCUAAAAUUCUAGUUCGUUUUUACUUAUUCUGACACUCAUUUUUUUUUCCUUUUUGGUUGAAUAUACUGGAAUGUCUAUUUAAAAAAGUUUGUAUUUUGAUUAAGUUUAGUUGAAGAUCUCUAUAGAGUUUAGGAAUUUUUAUAUUUAGAUCUUUAUACAAAUUUUAGAUUUUUGGAUUUGUAAAAUGUUUUUCGUUUUACAAUAACAUUUGUUUCGUUACCAACAUUUGUGUGUUGCCAUUAUUUUUAGUUUAAUUUUUUUGGAAAGAUUUUUUAAUAACAUUGUGUCAUUUAAUUUAAUGGCUUUUGUCACUGUCAUCUCAGCAUUAUAAAGGUAGCAUAGAAUAAUUUAAUUUAUAUAUUCUUAACUGUAAGAAAAGGGAUAUUGGUAGAAAUUAAAUGUUUAAAAAGCU
Tribolium madens (black flour beetle) is the source of this 1595-nucleotide messenger RNA. RefSeq names its product cysteine and histidine-rich protein 1 homolog. Gene Ontology annotation, cellular component: nucleus. The coding region runs from base 119 to 1162 and encodes 347 amino acids. Gene Ontology annotation, molecular function: zinc ion binding. The transcript is spliced from 6 exons. The record is from RefSeq and is a predicted model, not a curated record. Lineage: Eukaryota; Metazoa; Arthropoda; Insecta; Coleoptera; Tenebrionidae.